GCAGCAGUCAAGUAACAACAAACUAUCACAAAAUGAAAUUCCUCAUCUGUUUGGCUCUCCUUUUCGCCGUUGCCCAGGCUAACCCCGGUUUGGUGGCUCCUUUGACAUACUCCGCCGCUGCCGUGCCCGCUUAUUCCUCCUACGCUGCCUCACCCUACGCUGCCGCACCCUACGCCGCGUACUCGACCUAUGCCGCACCCGCUGUUGCUACCUACUCCCACGCUCCUUACUCUGCUCCAGCUGUGGCCACUUACUCGCAUGUUGCUGCCCCAGCUGUCUACAGUGCUCCUGUUGCCCGUUUUGCGGCUGUUGCUCCAGUAGCACCAAUAGCACCAGUCACCUAUACCGCCCCUGUUGUAUCCACUCUUUUGAAGAAGAAAUAUAACGUUGAGACAACAGGGGCGGCAUACGCAACAGGAGCGAUAGGAGCGACAGCAGCAACACGAGCCACUGGAGCGCUGUACACAGCAGGUGCGGCAAAGGCGGCAAAUACACACACAACUGUUACUUGCUCUGCGAAAUUUGACUAUAAAUUAUGCUCGACGGGCUGUAGCCGACAUCAGUUAACUCGCAGCAGUCAAUUAACAACAAACUAUCACAAAAUGAAAUUCCUCAUCUGUUUGGCUCUCCUUUUCGCCGUUGCCCAGGCCAACCCCGGUUUGGUGGCUCCUUUGACAUACUCCGCCGCUGCCGUGCCCGCUUAUGCCUCCUACGCUGCCUCACCCUACGCUGCCGCACCCUACGCUGCGUACUCGACCUAUGCUGCACCAGCUGUUGCUACCUAUUCCCACGCUGCUUACUCUGCUCCAGCUGUGGCCACUUACUCGCACGUUGCUGCUCCAGCUGUCUACAGCGCUCCUGUUGCCCGUUUAGCCGCUGUUGCUCCAGUAGCACCAGUCGCCUACACUGCCCCUGUUGUAUCCACUCUUUUGAAAAAGUAA
This is a messenger RNA of Anastrepha ludens (Mexican fruit fly), 941 nucleotides long. Its product is annotated as cuticle protein 16.5-like. The coding region runs from base 33 to 941 and encodes 302 amino acids. The record is from RefSeq and is a predicted model, not a curated record. The transcript is spliced from 5 exons. Lineage: Eukaryota; Metazoa; Arthropoda; Insecta; Diptera; Tephritidae.